Molecule: messenger RNA, 327 nt
Organism: Coniosporium apollinis CBS 100218
Lineage: Eukaryota; Fungi; Ascomycota; Dothideomycetes
Exons: 1
Coding region: 1-327 (108 amino acids)
Source: RefSeq, a predicted model, not a curated record
AUGGCCUACCUACCUGCUCCGGAUCCGCUGAUGCUUCUCACCCUCUCUACCAAAGAUCUCUUGGGUUCCGCUGAACCUGCUGUUGAGGGUGACGAACUGGACGUCACUCGCACCAACGCACCCAAGUUGGCGGCUCCGGAUGUUGUGCCAGAGGCGGUCAAAGACACCAUCACUUCGCAGGUGUCCAAGGCUGCUGAAGACGGGCUGAGCUUGGGGCAGAAGGUUUUCUUGCUAGCGAUCAUCUUGGCCGUUGUGGUUGUCUUUCUCCGCACGCGUAAAAGCCAGUCUGGCGCUGCGGCCUCUGGCAAGAGCAAAAGCCUGGUCUGA